Molecule: messenger RNA, 1827 nt
Organism: Sesamum indicum (sesame)
Lineage: Eukaryota; Viridiplantae; Streptophyta; Magnoliopsida; Lamiales; Pedaliaceae
Product: serine/arginine-rich splicing factor RS31
Molecular function (GO): RNA binding
Source: RefSeq, a predicted model, not a curated record
UUUGUAAAAUUGUUCCGAUAACUAACUCUCCAUAUCCUUACAUAGCUCAUGGCACACUGAUAUUUACACUCUGUUAUAGAUACUGAUUUCUCUUUUUAUUUUUUGUGCGGGAAAUGUUGUGUUUAACUCGUGAAGCUAUUGAUGCUUUUCUGAUCUGUGGUUGUUGAUUUCAGUUGUCCAUAUGCUUUUCCUUAAGUUGAUAAUGAAUAUUUGUCUGAUGUGCCAGAUUUGGUUGUGAGUAGGAGGUAUACCAUUUGAAUCUGGUUGGUCUAGCCAUACAUGGUGUAGCUGUGUUGUAACAUUGAAUUUCAUUAAGAAAUCAUGGUGGUUAAAAUGAGCUUAUAACUGAUGAUGUGCGACAUGCAUAUCCAGUUAUAUAACAUGAGGGGGUGUAUCCUGGAAAAGGAAAAUGAAGAGAAAAUUCAUGACCUUGAAAAAAAAAAUGGCAGGAGUAGUGAAUAUUUAUUAGAGAAGGUCUCCAUAUUUAAGUGUUUGUUUUGACGCAGGAACAUCUGCUAAAGGGAAAAUGAGCUUCUAUAUUGGCUCGCCAUCUUCUCUGCAAUAAAACCUCUAAUGCAAAGGCAACCUACGUGCUUACCUGCUCUCCUACUUGCAGAUGGAAAUGUUCUACAUCUCUUUCACACAAUCUUCCCUUUCACUUUCCUCAAUGCUUAGCACCAUCUCACCAAAAUGGUAAUGGUGGAGAUUAAUUCAUCAUGCCAUGCCUACCACAAUAACGAUAAGGGAUCUAUGUAUCAGUUCAUCAUGCCACGCCUACCAUCCUAAUCUUAAGGCGAUCAAUGAGUUCUGUCAUGCCAUUUCUUCCAAUUUACUCAUCUCUGCUGUGAAAUUGGUGAAGCAUGCUUACAAUGAGUCAAUGACUACUCAACUAUCACAAUGAUCUACCCUUAAUUUUGCCUCCAUCAUUAUUCAUCAUCAUUCUUUAGUUCACCAUGCAAAGGACUCUACAUCCUUACUUUCAUCAGAACCUUCACAUGUUUGCAGGUUUUGCUUUUGUUUAUUUUGAGGAUGAACGUGAUGCUGAGGAUGCCAUCCGUGGUCUUGACAACAUACCAUUUGGGUAUGACAGACGCAGAUUGUCUGUAGAGUGGGCCAAAGGUGAACGGGGUAGGCAUCGUGAUGGGAGGGCAGCAAAUCAGAGACCAACUAAAACACUUUUUGUGAUAAAUUUUGACCCUGUUCGUACUAGAGUCUAUGACAUAGAGAGACACUUUGAGCCUUAUGGGAAGGUUCUUAAUGUACGCAUCCGCAGGAACUUUGCAUUUGUGCAAUUUGAAACCCAGGAAGAUGCCACUAAAGCAUUGGAGUGCACCCACAUGAGUAAGAUACUAGACAGAGUUGUUUCGGUUGAGUAUGCUUUGAGGGAUGAUGAUGAGAGGGGUGGGAUGCACGACAGCCCCCGAAGAAGUUACGGAAGGCGUGGAGAUAGUCCGAAUCGGAGAUCACCAAGUCCAGACUACCGCCGGAGUAGACCGAGUCCUGAUUAUGGCCGAGCUCGAAGUCCGGUUUAUGAUAGGUAUAAUGGUCCUUCAUAUGACAGAGCCAGGAGUCCUGAAUAUGGGAGGCACAGAAGUAGGUCGCCUGUCCGGAGAUCAAGAACCUAAUUGGCAGUUCAAGUAGAAGUCACUCUAUUUUGGUUUGCAAUUUUGUAAAUGCCCUGUGUUUCUAGAUCAUUUGAAGAACAAACUUUACAAUAGUGUUGAUGCAAUGCUGUAUUUUGAAUUCUAUCAAUUUGAUGGUUUGUUUUGUGGUUUAGUUACUGGAUUGUGUAAUUUUUUGGGUGAUAUGGAGUUUAUAUUUUGGAUA